Molecule: messenger RNA, 1266 nt
Organism: Hibiscus syriacus
Lineage: Eukaryota; Viridiplantae; Streptophyta; Magnoliopsida; Malvales; Malvaceae
Exons: 1
Coding region: 1-1266 (421 amino acids)
Source: RefSeq, a predicted model, not a curated record
AUGGAUAAAGCAUGUAUUUCGUCUGAUAGGUUAUCUGAUGCAUAUGAAGUGGGUGUAAACAUCUUUCUAGACUUUGAACAAAGUAAUGAUCCAAAUUCAUAUCUUAUUCGAUGUCCUUGUAUACAUUGUAUUAAUUUGUGGCACCACUCAAUUCAGACCGUGCGCUAUUAUCUGUUUGCCUAUGGCUUCGAUGAAAGUUAUAAGGUUUGUUCUUUCCAUGGAGAAAGACAACCCAAGCUUGAUUCUAGAUGCCCUAACAAAUCUAUUCCUCCCGAAUUUGAUUAUACAAGAGAUAUGCUAUAUGUUGCCUUCAGAGAUGUAGAAAAAGAUUCCGAUUCAUUGAAGUCACUUCUUGAAGAAUGUGAGAAGCCACUUUACGUAGGGUCAAAGUAUAAUGCACUUAGUGGAUUAUUGAAAUUCCAACAUAUCAAGGGUCAAUUUGGGUGGUCUGAGGCUAGUUUUGAAGUAUUGUUAGGUGCCCUAAAAUAUGUCUUACCAUUAAACAAUAGAAUACCUAACUCCCUAUAUGAUGCCAAGAAAUUGCUAAAAGGAGUAGGUCUACAAUAUGAAAAAAUUCAUGCAUGUGAAAAUGAUUGUGUUCUAUUCUGGAAAGAACAUAAGAAUGCUUCUCAAUGUCCAACUUGUGGCACAUCUCAUUGGAAGAAGAAUACCAAAAACGUACCUUCGAAAGUUUUGUGGUAUUUCCCUCCCAUCCCCAGAUUUAAGAGAAUGUUUUCGUCACCAGAAAUGGCACAAAACUUAACUUGGCAUGCACAAGGUCGGGCUAAUAACGGUAUGCUAAGUCAUCCUCGCGAUUCCCCCUCUUGGAAGCUUGUUGAUAGAACGUGGAAAGAAUUUGGAGAAGAAAAACGGAAUCUUAGAUUAGCCUUGUCCGCUGAUGGUAUCAAUCCUCACAAGUCAUUAAGUUCCAAGCAUAGCUGUUGGCCGGUUAUCUUAAUAACUUAUAAUCUACCCUCUUAUUUGUGCAUGACAAGAAAAUUCAUGAUGUUGACUCUAUUGAUAUCAAGUCCAAAACAACCUGGUAACAAUAUUGAUGUCUACUUGGCACCAUUGAUAGCAGAUCUAAAACUCUUGUGGGAAACUGGCGUGAAGACAUAUGAUGUUUAUAAGAAAGAAUACUUCAAUCUAAGAGCAAUAUUACUUUGGACUAUAAAUGACUUUCCUGCAUAUGGUAAUCUUUUGGGGUGUGUUACCAAAGGUUAUUAUGCGUGUCCAAUAUGUUCAGAGAAUACUUGUUCACAGUGA